AUGGAGUCGAUAUUGGACUUUUCAAGAGAUCUGGAUAUCAAUGCCUUGGACCAGGUCGUGGACACCUUGUACAAGGGCUCCGGGGCGCAACAGAAACAAGCGCAAGAAGUUUUGACGAAACUGAAAGACCAUCCGGACUCUUGGCAGAGAGCAGACCAGAUAUUGCAGUUUUCGCAGAAUCCACAAACCAAGUUCAUCGGACUGUCAAUUCUGGAUAAACUGAUCACCACGAAAUGGAAAAUGCUUCCACCGGAGCAUCGGAUCGGAAUCCGUAACUUCAUAGUCGGGAUGAUCAUCUCGCUGUGUCAGGACGAUGCAGUGUUCCAGACGCAAAAAAAUUUGAUCAACAAGUCGGAUCUCACGCUGGUGCAGAUCUUGAAACAAGAGUGGCCACAAAACUGGCCGGAUUUCAUCCCAGAGCUAGUUCAAAGCGCUCAAUCCUCGGUAAACGUGUGCGAAAACAACAUGGUUAUUCUCAAACUGCUGUCAGAAGAGGUUUUUGAUUUUUCAGCAGAGCAAAUGACCCAGGCCAAAGCCCUGCAUCUCAAGACGUCCAUGUCAAAAGAGUUUGAACAAAUUUUCAAGCUAUGCUACCAAGUAAUGGACGCUGGGUCCACCACCUCGCUCGUGGUUGCUGCAUUGGAGUCAUUGCUAAGAUACUUGCAUUGGAUCCCUUACCAUUACAUUUACAAUUCCAACCUUUUGGAGUUGCUUAGCACCAAAUUUUUGAUGUCAUCGGACACAAGAGCAGUUACUAUCAAAUGUUUGACCGAAGUCUCCAAUUUGGAAAUACCACAAAACGAUACCAAAAUAGCGGAGCAAACCGUACUUUUCUUUCAAAACACAUUGCAGCAAGUUGCGGAAAACGUCAUGCCUGUCACUGCAGAUCUAAAAGCGACAUACGCCACCGCGAAUAGCAGAGAUCAAUCUUUCCUACAAGAUUUUGCGAUGCUUCUCACAACUUUCUUGGCACGCCAUCGCUCGCUUUUGGACAGCGACGAACGGUUGAGGGAGCUUCUCUUAACUGCUCACCAGUAUUUGAUACAGCUGUCUAAAAUUGAUGAAAGAGAGCUUUUUAAAACUACCCUUGACUAUUGGCAUCAUUUGGUGGCGAGUCUGUUCCAAGAAGUUCAAAGACUCCCUGUUGCCGAGCUUAAUCCACUGCUGCAACUAUCUGUCGGAUCUCAGGCUAUCAGCUCGUCGGGAGGCGCGCCAAAUCCGGAAUUUUUAAAGCGAUUCCCGCUCAAAAAACACAUCUACGAUGGUAUCUGCUCUCAGCUUAGAUGGGUUGUUAUAGAAUCUAUGGUAAGACCAGAGGAAGUUCUUGUAGUGGAAAAUGAUGAGGGUGAGAUUGUCAGAGAAUUUGUGAAAGAAUCUGACACCAUUCAACUAUACAAAUCAGAAAGAGAGGUUCUGGUUUAUCUAACGCAUUUGGAUGUUGUCGACACUGAAGAUAUCAUGAUCAACAAGUUGGCAAGACAAAUCGAUGGCUCGGAAUGGUCGUGGCACAACAUUAAUACUCUGUGCUGGGCUAUUGGUUCAAUUUCAGGUACAAUGGGUGAGGAAACGGAGAAAAGAUUCGUUGUCACUGUCAUCAAAGACUUAUUGGCCUUAACGGAAAAGAAGCGGGGCAAGGACAACAAGGCAGUGGUGGCUUCUAAUAUCAUGUACGUUGUUGGUCAAUAUCCACGCUUUUUGAAAGCACAUUGGAAAUUUUUGAAAACAGUCAUCAUCAAGCUAUUCGAGUUCAUGCACGAAACUCACGAGGGUGUUCAGGACAUGGCUUGUGAUACAUUCAUUAAGAUUGUCCGAAAGUGUAAGCACCAUUUCGUCGUUCAACAACCAAAUGAACCCGAACCUUUCAUUCAAACCAUUAUUAGGCAGAUCCAAAGCACUACCGCAGACCUGCAGCCUCAACAGGUUCACACCUUUUAUAAAGCAUGUGGUGUGAUUAUUUCGGACGAAAGAAAUGCAGGUGAAAGAGAACGCUUACUUGGCGAUCUCAUGCAGUUGCCCAAUAUGGCGUGGGAUGCUAUAGUAGAACAGUCGUCUGCCAACCCAGAUUUAUUGCUUGAUAGUGAAACUGUCAAAAUCAUUGCCAAUAUCCUCAAAACUAAUGUGGCGGUCUGUUCGACAAUGGGCGCAGAGUUUCAUCCACAGCUGGGUCAUAUCUAUUACAACAUGCUUCAGCUUUAUAGAGCCGUUUCUUCCAUGAUAUCGGCACAGGUUUCUGCUGAAGGACUUAUUGCGACGAAGACUCCAAAAGUUCGUGGCUUAAGAACGAUCAAAAAGGAAGUGCUCAAGCUUGUUGAAUUCUACAUCUCUCAUGCUAAAAACCUCGACGAGGUCGUGAAAGUACUUGUUGAGCCGUUGUUAAAUGCAGUUCUGGAAGAUUACAUGAACAAUGUUCCGGACGCCCGAGACGCAGAAGUCUUGAACUGUAUGACAACAGUCGUUCAUAAAGUCGGGCAUAUGAUGCCAAGUGGUGUCAUUUUGAUUCUACAAAGUGUGUUUGAAUGCACUUUGGAUAUGAUCAAUAAAGACUUUACGGAGUAUCCCGAGCAUCGGGUCGAAUUCUACAGACUUUUGAAAGAGAUCAACAGUAAAUCAUUCAAUGCUCUACUGGAACUACCAUCAGCUGCAUUCAAGUUGUUUGUCGAUGCAAUCUGCUGGGCAUUUAAGCAUAACAAUCGGGAAGUGGAAGUAAACGGUUUGCAGCUUGCACUCGAUUUAAUCAAGAAUAUCGAAGGCCUGGGUUCCACACCAUUCGCAAACGCUUUUUACGAGAACUUUUACUGUACAUUCAUCAGCGAAACCUUUUACGUUCUUACAGAUUCCGACCAUAAGUCUGGAUUUUCAAAGCAAUCCCUACUUCUCAUGAGACUAAUAUCUCUUGUCGAAGAAUCAAAGAUCGGAGUUCCGUUAUAUCAACCUGGCGAAGUUCCCGAAGGUGCAAACAAUCAAUUGUAUCUUGCCAAUUACAUGGCAAACAUGCUGAGCAGCGCUUUCCCUCAUCUCAGCCAAGAGCAGGUGACCGGGUUCAUAAGCGCAUUGAUUAAGCAGUAUCAGGAUCCAUCGAAAUUUGCAGCAACUCUCAGAGACUUCUUGGUACAGAUUAAGGAAUUUGGUGGUGACGCAACUGACUAUUUGUUCGCUGAGGAUAAAGAGCUGGCCUUAGAAGAGAAAAUUAGAGUAGAAAAGCAAAGAGCAGCGGCAGUCGGCGGUUUGUUGAAGCCAUCUGAGCUCGAAGAUUAA
Lachancea sp. 'fantastica' is the source of this 3255-nucleotide messenger RNA. The record is from the annotation of a GenBank genome assembly. NCBI's taxonomy places the organism in Eukaryota, Fungi, Ascomycota, Saccharomycetes, Saccharomycetales, Saccharomycetaceae.